AAAGUGAAGUUGCACAUGUUGCCCUGACAGAGUCACUGGAAAAUCCAUGACCGACAUGAAGCUUGUUACCUGUCUGCAAACUGAGCAUCAUGAAACAUCACAACUCCUCCUCUCAUUUAACUCCAGAGAUGGAAGAAACAGUGUUAAACUGGUUUAAACCCACAGCAUCACCUCCAGCAGAGGUGAGGGGAGCCAGAGGAGCUCAGCAUGGAUGCACAGCGUCUGCUGCCACCCCCCCGCCUCCGAUCCCUCUCCCUGCAGCAGAUGGCUUUGGUCAGAGGUGGACAGGUAACAGACGACCCUGCACCUCCUCCCAGGGCACCUGAGCCCUGCCCUGCUCCUUCUGUCCCCUCUCCGUCCUGCUCCCUGCGCCACCAACCUCCUCCACCCUGCUCGCCCAGCUCGUUCAACACCUCCAGCUUCUAUCUUUUCCUCCGUCAGCCCCAGCACGCCACCCUCCAACUGUUUCCCCCCUCCUCAGGGCUGUCCUCCCCCUCCCUUCCCCUCACUCUCCUCUCCUCUGGGUUGUGUCUGUUGGGCCAGCCCCUCCCUCCCUCCUCCCCCCAGUGGUGCAGGCCUUCUGGACGGAGCAGAUGGUUAGAGAGGGCCAGGAGGAGACGUCCUCUAACCUGGGAGCCCAGCCAGACCUGGCCCACAGCGAAUGCCUGAUGCCUGCCUAAUAGACCUGGACUGGGCUUGCAAGAAAUUGUCUCACUCCAUGUGUGUGUUUGUGUUUGUGUAUGUGUGUGCAUAUGGUAUUGUUGUGGGUUUUGGAAUGUGUGUUAUUUAAAACUCACAGUUUGUCAAUAUUUGGCCAUGAAGUUUAGAAUCUUAGAAAGGCCAAAAGUAACAACAUGCACAUAUGCAAGCACUAUACCAAAGUAAUGCUCGGAGCUUUCACACCUCACUUGUCAGGUCUGUAUCUGAUUCUCAGUUUAGUCAGAACCAAAAUAACUGGCGUGAA
Paralichthys olivaceus (Japanese flounder) is the source of this 964-nucleotide messenger RNA. Lineage: Eukaryota; Metazoa; Chordata; Actinopteri; Pleuronectiformes; Paralichthyidae. The record is from RefSeq and is a predicted model, not a curated record.